UUUCCCUUACAAAAAAACAUCUUCAUUUCACCUUCAAGUGAAACAAAAAGAGAUUUCUCUCUUCCUCUCACGUCUCUUACUCUCUUUAAAAUCAAAUAUCAUACUCUCCUCUUAAGCAAACAACAAAGGCGAAGGCGUGGAGGGUCUAAGGUGAAAGGGGCAUUUUUCAUAUAAUAUGCUGGAUUUCAUGUGCCCCUUGGUCUUGUUCACAGGUCUUAGGAACUUGAAAGAAGCUAUGGCUAAGGCAGUUCAGAACUCUUCUGCAAUGACCACCUCUUCACAAACAUGGCUUCUCAUGUUUUCCCUCGUUUUCAUCACCUUCCAUUUGAACUGGGUCUCAUCCUUAGCAACUCUACCCCCUUAUUACUACGACCAAUGUUCAUCAACCGUCCCUUCAUCAACCCCAGACAAGGGUCCCCCCACAAGCUUUCCUCUUCCGCGAUCCCAUGAAGGUUACUAUGUCGGCGGCGAGCCAGUUCUGGAACCAAACCCCUUUGCGUACUCGUCGACUUUCCUAAACACCAUCUUACUUAGCACCUUGUCUGUCUAUGGCACUGAUGUUCCAGGCUUGUUCAAGCUUGAAGGGCGUCUAACAUUUCCAAACGGGAAUAAGUACAACGAGAUGCAAGAUUACUCGUAUGGCCGACAGUCGUACUAUUCUACUGUCAUGUAUGCUACGCCGCAAAGAAGUUCGGUAAGUUUUAAGCUGGAGGGGUUCUGGUCAGAAUCAAAGGGAAAACUUUGUAUGGUUGGAUCAGGUUCUGCUUACACUAAAGAAGGUACUUUGCUUAAUCUUGCUGUUGUUCUUAAACUCCAUAAUCUCACAAAUUCAAAUAGUAUUACUAGUUUGAUUACUGGAACUAUAGAGAGCUUGAGGACUUCUAACGAUGAUCCAAACUACUUUAAGCCAAUUUCUGUAAUUAUGCUUCCUCAAUUGAAGUAUAAAUACACAUCAUUUUUGGGAGAUUUUAAUAAUGGAAAUGAUGAUCUUCCACGUGGUUUGUCACUUAGUUCUCUUCCACAAAACAAAUUAUGCUCAGUAGCCUCAAGGGCAGUCAAUCAGUUCAACUUGAGAUAUUCCAGAGACUGCGAUUCUGCAAAGAACUGCAGUCUGUUUGAUGCAGACAUCGGAUUUGUUCCUCGAAUCAUGUCCAUGUAUAUGAUUGGGUGUUCUGAGGAGAAAGAAAAGAUGCGCGUUCUCUUGGAGUUUCCUAACACUAGCUACGUUGGUUUUUACCGGAGUUUCAAUCCUCAAACGACUCUGGUCGGGGAAGGAUCAUGGGAUGAGACAAAGCAUCAGCUCUGCAUCGUUGCUUGCCGAAUUUCGGGCGUGGCGGUAUCUUGGGAUAAUGCUCGUGUGGGUGAUUGUUCAACGAAAUUGAGCUUGAGAUUUCCUGCAAUCUGGUCAAUCAAAGAUGUUAGUGACAUUGUGGGGAAAAUUUGGACUAACAAAACCAUGCAAGAGUCUGGUUAUUUCGACAGAAUCAUGUUUCGAAGUUCUUGGAAUCGUAUGGUUGGAGUUCCUGACUUGAAGUAUGAGUAUACAAAAAUUGAUACUGCAAUAAAGUUAUGCCCAAAGUCUGAGAAGCCUGCUAGGAAAAAUGGGGAAAGAUACCCAAAUGGGUCUUCUAUUUCCGUCAUGCAAUUUGAUUCCUCAGUGAAAAAUUCUAAAGGAAGAAUCGCAUGGGGUUAUUCAGUUCCCAUCUCUGUUGAUGCUAUGCUUUAUAAGUACUCGAGCUCCCAAGACUCUGAAGCAACGCCACCAAAAUUCAAAAAUAGUGGAACAGUCAAUAUCAGCUACUAUAUAACCCUUCAUCCGUCCAAUGGGAUCUCUCCGUUUAACGCAUCUUCAACAUCAUAUGAGACCUUUGAGAUUUUGGCUGAAGGGAUAUAUGAUGCUGAAACAGGGAGCUUGUGUAUGGUAGGCUGCAGAAAUCUUGGCUCUGACGAUCAAAUGCCAAGAAAUAAUUCUUGGGAUUGUGAGAUUCUUGUUAAAUUUCAAUUCCCUUCAUUAAAUUCAAGGCGUGGAGGUUACAUCAAGGGAAGCAUUAAUAGCACACGGGACAAAUCUCAUCCACUUUUCUUUGAACGUUUAGACUUGUCUGCAACUUACGAGGAUGGAUAUUCCAUAUGGAGGAUGGAUGUGGAGAUUGUCAUGGUACUUAUCUCCACCACAUUGUCAUGUGUUUUUGUGGUACUGCAGAUCUUUCAUGUGAAAAAACACCCUGAUGUGCUUCCCUUCAUCUCCCUUGUCAUGCUAUCAGUUCUCACUUUAGGCCAGUUGGUGCCUCUUGUGCUGAACUUUGAAGCCUUGUUCUUGAAAAGUUCUUGGAGUCGGCGGAGCAUAUUGCGUGAAAGUGCCGGAUGGCUUGAAGCAAACGAGGUAAUUGUUAGAGUGACUGGAAUGGUAGCUUUCUUGCUGCAAUUCCGUCUUUUGCAAAAAACGUGGUCAGCAAGAUGGAGGGAUGGAAAUCAAAAGAGCUUGUGGUCUUCUGAGAGGAAGGUCCUCUUUGUGGCUUUACCAUUAUAUCUAGCGGGGGCUUUAGUUCCUGUGGUGGUAAACUUGUGGAACAGUGAAAAUGAUCAUUAUGGAAUGGUUUCAACUUCCUUUACUAGUUACCAACCACGUUCUCUUUGGGGGGACUUGAAAUCUUAUGCUGGUUUGGUCUUGGAUGGUUUUUUGUUGCCUCAAAUACUGCUCAACAUGUUCUGGAACUCAAAAAAGAGUAGUCUUUCUCGUUCAUUUUACAUGGGGAACACUUUUGUCCGAUUGCUACCACAUGCAUAUGAUCUUUACAGGGCUCACAGGUAUGCUCAUUACUAUGAUGGGUCAUACAUAUAUGCGAAUCCUGGUGCAGAUUUUUACUCCUCUACUUGGGAUGUUGUUAUUCCUCUUGGGGGUUUGCUUUUUGCCUUGAUCAUUUACUUGCAGCAGAGGUUUGGUGGUCGCUGCAUCUUUCCUCGGAGGUUUAGAGAGUUGGGAGUAUAUGAAAGGGUGCCUAUGUCUGUUGAUCCAUAAUUGCCUGAGAAAUAUUACGCUUAAAAGGUGCCCAUGUGUUAUUCAGGACUGUUUGCUCGAUGCUGAUUAUAUAGAGAAAAUGGCAUCACUCCCUAUUAAUUAGUGGCUUUUUACAUCGUUUUAGCAUGUUGUAAGUUUGUAUGUUAGCAGUAUGAUUUCUAUGAAUUAUCAUGCUUGUAAUUUGUCCCUCUCUUAAUACAUGUACUAGGUGAUAUUUAUCUGAUGUUAUAUAUCUCUAUUUGGCCGGUGUUUUAUUCUUCA
Molecule: messenger RNA, 3280 nt
Organism: Alnus glutinosa
Lineage: Eukaryota; Viridiplantae; Streptophyta; Magnoliopsida; Fagales; Betulaceae
Exons: 3
Coding region: 176-3019 (947 amino acids)
Cellular component (GO): intracellular membrane-bounded organelle
Source: RefSeq, a predicted model, not a curated record